Cylicocyclus nassatus is the source of this 327-nucleotide messenger RNA. NCBI's taxonomy places the organism in Eukaryota, Metazoa, Nematoda, Chromadorea, Rhabditida, Strongylidae. The record is from the annotation of a GenBank genome assembly.
AUGUUGGAACUGCUAUGUCAUGGAGAGAUGUUCCCCUCAUGCAAUGAGCAAGAUGAUCGAAUAAAUUUGAGCCUGAACGCAUUGAUUAUGUACUAUUGGAAAAAAAAGUACGAAGACGAAUAUGACCAGCAACUGGAGAGUGUCUGUAUACUGAUAGAGCUUGCCAAGCUUGUAGCCACAACAGGUUACAAGCCAACUCCAGGAAGAUAUCAACAUUACGUGAUUAAGCUUAGAGAGCAUUAUACAGAGUGUGUUUUAAAACUGAAUCAAAAUGUCAACAUUGUUCAUAAUCGUACUUUACAGGACACAAAUGGCGAAGGUCGCUGA